AACUUAGCUGUCUGGUGGAGGAACUUGUGCCACCCCUCUGCCAAGCUAUUUCAGUGUUGGCCUCAGUGUGUGUACUGUAUGAGCUGGGCCUAAGAUUCCAGCAGAGACUCAUUUAGUCCUCCCAGAUUUAUUUAUUUUUUAAAUGUUCAACAUAUCUGUUAAGCUGCUCAACAGUAAGUGCUAUUAAAUGUUAAACACCUUUCCACUUUGGGAGUUGUUUUAAAAUAGACAGUAAAAAUAGUAGGAUUGUUAGGUGGAGAAAUAUACUCAGUACAUACUAAGGUUUACAAGCAGACCUCAGUGAGAUGGCUGGUGUUAACACCUAUAACAAAUUUAAAUGUAUUUCUAAGAAUGUUUCAGAUGCAGAAAAAACCAUAUGGGUUUGAGGCACUUUCCUGGACCAAGAAACAGAGAGCAUAACUCACAUUUUUAUACAAAAACACAACAUUUUCACCAAACACAGCUGGAGAUUAAAUAACAGCAAGCAGAAUCUACUGUUAGAUUAGAUUACCAGGAUACAACACUAGGAGAAAAUGCAAAAAGCAGCACUAUUCUGUUAUAUUCUGCUUGUUUCUCUGUGCAUUGCUGUUGCUGAGAAUGAACGCAGUGUAAUGCGUAGGAGGGCAAGGAGGAGAAUGCGCUAUAGAGGGUCAAGAAUGAGCUCCUCAGGAAAUCACAGACCAAACAAGCAACAAGAAAUCAAAUUCCCAGUUGUUAUUACUCCAAUACCAAGCAUUCCACUUAUUAAUAUAGACGGUGAUAUCACUGAAGUAUUUGACUCUCUGAUUGGUCAGGGUGGACAAGAAUCCAGUUACAAUAUUUUACCAGGAAAGGAAGAACGCUGUUUUGCAAAUGGGAUGAUUAUGUAUGAUAAGUCUGUGUGGUCUCCUAAACCCUGUGUUACGUGCCUCUGCUCAAAAGGAAAGGUGUUGUGUGAUGAAACCUUGUGCCAUCCUCUGACGUGUCACAAUACCAAGAUACCUGAAGGAGAGUGUUGUCCAGUGUGUAUGGAUAUUGAGCAAAGCACUAUUUCACAAGGUGACACAUCUGAAUUUUCUGGUGAUAAUCUAGAGCCCAAUGACCACACUGAUCCAGUUUUGUACAACCUACAAACACAAGAUCAAAAUGCUGAAAAGAAGGGGAAACAACUUGAAAAGAAAGAAAUUACUAUAAAAGAUAAAGAGAACCAGCAAAGAAGAAAAAGCCAUAAACAGAAGGAAAAACAUGGACACACAAAAGAUCAAAGGGAAGAUGAGAAGAUGAGAGCAGCAGAAGAAAGGAGAAGAGCAUAUGAAGAAGAAGAGUUAAGAAUAGAAAAAGGACUCAAGAAAGAGGAAGAAGAAAAUGAACGACCUGAAGGAAGUGAGGAAGAAGAAAAAGAGGAGGAAGAUGUUUUGCGUGGUGAUGUAUUCAGAAUGCCGCCUCGUUUCCCAAUUCCUGAGCAUUCUACUGAAGUGCCUACUUUGCCAACCGGAUGCUCCAUCCUGGACAACACAGUAAGCUGUGUUAAUGCCAAACUCAAACAAAUACCAUCAAUCAUGGAUGCAGAGCUUACAAGCAUAGAGCUUGUAGGUAAUACUAUAACUUCCAUCCCAGAUGAAGCUUUUAAUGGGAUUCCCAAUUUGGAAAGGAUUGAUCUUCGUAGAAAUAAUAUCACAUCAUCUGGCAUAGGUCCACGGGCAUUUAAAAUAUUGAAGAAUCUGCAACGCUUAUAUUUGGAUGGAAAUGCACUAGUACAUAUUCCGAUUGGUUUGCCAUCAACUUUAGAAGAACUUAAAAUAAACGAAAACCAACUACAUGCAAUUGAUGAAUACAGCUUUGAAGGUUUAGAAAAGUUGGUGACACUGGAAUUAGAAGGCAAUAAACUCAACGAAGCUAAUGUUAGUCCACUAGCCUUUCAACCUUUGAAGAGCCUGUCUUAUUUGCGCCUUGGACGGAAUAAAUUUAGGACCAUUCCGCAGCGCCUUCCCAAUUCUAUUGAGGAAUUAUAUCUUGAUAAUAACCAAAUUGAAGAAAUUACAGAAGUUUGCUUUAACCAUACCAGAAAUAUAAACACAAUUGUUCUGAGGCACAACAAAUUAGAAGAAAGCAGAAUAGCUCCUUUGGCAUGGAUCAAUCAUGAGAACCUGGAAUCUAUUGAUCUUUCUUACAAUAAUAUCUAUCAUGUUCCCUCCUAUCUGCCAAAGUCAUUGGUGCACCUUGUGCUUAUAAGCAACCAAAUUGACAGAAUCCCAGGAUUCGUAUUUGGACACAUGAGGCCAGGGCUGGAAUAUCUGUACCUUUCAUUUAACAAACUUGAUGAUGAGGGAAUUGAUCCUGUGUCAUUCUAUGGGGCAUAUCACUCUCUAAGAGAAGUCUUCUUAGAUCACAACCAACUGAAGUCUGUACCACUUGGAAUUGCAGAAAUGAGAUCCUUAAAUUUUCUGAGGCUCAACAAUAACAAAAUAAGAACAGUCCCUACACAGCGCAUCUGUAGGAGUAGGUCGGAUAAUGAGGAGGAGGAGGAGGAGGAGGAAGAUGGUGACAGUGAAGAGAAUCAUGAUUAUGAAGAUUCACAAUUAGAACACCUUCAUCUUGAAUAUAAUUACAUCAAUACAAGAGAACUUUCACCAGAUGCUUUUUCAUGUGUCAGAUCAUAUUCUAGUGUGAUUCUGAAACCUCAAAAGAGCAAAUAAAAGAACUGUUUUUGCAUGUAAAUGUUAUAACUAGAAUAUUUGUUCUCCACAAGCAAGAAAACCAAAGCACAAAUUAUGAAAGGUGCCUCAGCACUAUUAUUUAACAGUAUUAUUUAUUAUUAAUGAAGGGUAAGGUGUAAUUGUAGGAAUAUUUUCAGGAGGCUGGCUGUGUACAUGCCUAGAAAUAUUAUACUUGCAGCCUAUUUUUUACUCCAAGUAAGAUAAAUAUUGCAUACCAAUGUGAUAAGUGAGUACAAGAAAGAUUAUUGAACUUUAUUGACCUUCUGAUUUUCCUCAAAAAGUUGACUUGAUAAUUAUUUUCAAUGCAAUGAAUUAUAACCCUACAGACAGGGGAGGGCUGUGUGUGUGUUUGGAAUUACAUUUCAAAUUAAGAAAAUACUGUAAGAUGCACAUAUAAAUUAAGACAGUACCAAAUGUAGAACAUUUGGGGCCUCUGCAUACAUGGCAUUAAUGCUAACCUGUGCUGUAGGUUGCUCAUGGGAACUGCAAUUUAAAACAAACAAACAAACAAACA
Molecule: messenger RNA, 3210 nt
Organism: Zootoca vivipara (common lizard)
Lineage: Eukaryota; Metazoa; Chordata; Lepidosauria; Squamata; Lacertidae
Gene: ECM2
Product: extracellular matrix protein 2
Biological process (GO): positive regulation of cell-substrate adhesion; extracellular matrix organization
Cellular component (GO): extracellular matrix
Molecular function (GO): collagen V binding; heparin binding; protein binding
Source: RefSeq, a predicted model, not a curated record